This is a messenger RNA of Brassica napus (rape), 1444 nucleotides long. RefSeq lists its product as uncharacterized. NCBI's taxonomy places the organism in Eukaryota, Viridiplantae, Streptophyta, Magnoliopsida, Brassicales, Brassicaceae. Bases 805 to 1272 code for a protein of 155 amino acids. The transcript is spliced from 2 exons. The record is from RefSeq and is a predicted model, not a curated record.
ACAUUGGAUAUCAAAACUUAAACGUUGCGUUUUGGAUUAGGGUUCGUAGUGUCCGUCUCGCGUCUCCAAUCUUCCUCCAUCGACUGAUUCGUCUUCUUCUUCCACGAACAGAGACGGUAACCGAUUCCCUCAUAAAGCCCUCCUUAAUCAAUCACACACGAUCUCCAUUCAAUGCGACCCUGGAGAGUGCAAGGCAGUGGACGCUCUGCUAUAAAAAGGUACGAGUUCAUGCUUUCAGAAUCAUCCUUCGUUCUAAACUAACCAGUAGACAAAAAGUUUGAGUCAUGGCUAACGAUUUGGUCUUCCUCUCUGAUCUACGGACUGGCCGCUCUUCCUCCUCUAUUCAAGUUCGCAUGCUCUGAUUUGACAUGCUUUUUCUGGAUUCUCAGAUAAAACUCAAUGAGAGAAGACAGAAGCUGGAGAAGAGAAGAGUGAGGUUCAAGUUGUGCUCCUUGGACAAGGACUUGGAGAUUUUUUAUCUGAAUCCUCACCAAUGCAAUGUCUCUGAACCACAAGUGUACAGGUUCUGCUGAGUACACAAGUCUAAGAUAUCUUGAGAGCUCAUCAGGGGUAAGUUCUGAGAACAAGAGAAGACAUUUCUUAUGUCUCUACAACAGAUUUAAUGUUUAACUUAUGCUCUAAAUUGUUCCAAGAAUCAAGUUUGGGUCUAGAAAAACGAGACAGAAACAUUCAAUACCUGAAACAAGAGCAGGAGCAACCAAGUCAUGUCUCUGUUCUAGAGAGGAUACGUCUGGAAGAAGAAAUAGUAGAAGAGAAGAUUAGAUUGCUAUCUUUUCAUGAUUCAUGAAUCUUCUAGAGAAGGACUCUGUUCACAGGUUUGUGAAGAAAGUUCUUGAAGCUUCAAGACUGAACUGGACUAAUAUUAUGGCAAGAUGCAACGAAGAAACAUCACUACUUAACGAAUUCUCACACGGCGAUCACAACAAGGGUAAGCUUCUUCUGGUUCUUGAUUACACGGACGAGAGUCUCCAAGAGAUUUACCUUCGAGACAUCAUCAAGUUUUGGCCUUUCUUGAGAGUUAUCAUCAAUCUACCAUCUUCUUCUUUUAGAGAAGACCUGAUUCACGAGACGCUGAGACGUUUCGACUGGGGUUUACUCUGCUGUGACACUCCAAGAACGUUGGAUCAGAUCAUUGUGACUGAUGUGGUAAAGCCAUCAUAUCUUUGGUCGGGUUUUGGUGGUGAAGCUGAAGGUGGAAGUAGCCAGGUGCAGAUAGCAUCGGAGAAGGUGAAGAAAGCACGCAAUGCAUAGGUGAAAGAGAAUUGGAGUUCAAGACGCAGUUUUUUUUAAUGCUUAAGUCGUUUAUGCUGUUUUUUCCCCUUUUCUGGUGUUUGUUUUAUGAACAAGUUUGACUUUCACUCUUUGCUACUUCUAUAAUUUUGGUUUUUUAAUACAAAAUAUAAAAUAUAUCUCAUUUCAGAAA